GCCAAUUGCCAUCACAAUAUAACACGUAUUGUGCGAUUUGUAAUUUGUGCGAGAAAGUGCCGUUUUCAUAAAAAAUAUCACUAAAUAAAAGUGCGGUCCGAGCGAAAAUUACUAAAAAGAACGUGGCUUUGAAAGCCCAUUGUUGAACAAUAUAAGUGAAGGAUUAUUUUUGUAAAGUAAGAAAAUCAGACCACAUCUGACAACAUCGGCCGUCCCCUUUUGCGUGAAGGUUUGAACGCGCACUGCAGCUGUAAAUUUAGCUCCACAUAAACAAAAUUCGACCAACAUUCGCAACAAUCGAACAAACUAAUAGUUAUUAAAAAAUACAUGCAUACAUAUUUCAUAACACCGAACAACAACAUCACCAACAAAACUUUUUAGGCGCAAGUUAUAAAGUUAAACACCGAUCAUUUGUAACUGCAGCAGCGUGGGAAGGUAGCGCAGAACAGAAUAGAAAUCCGUUUUCAAGCAAACGAGAAAAAAAAUCAUUCAAAUACCACCACUACAAAAACAACACCAACACCAAGAUGGCAACAACUGCUCGUAGCGGGGGCAAUGCCAGCGGCAGUACAGCUCAGCGUCCCAACGGUACACAGCAGAAUAAGAAUUGCCAAUUCAAAUUGGUGCUAUUGGGCGAAUCAGCGGUGGGCAAGUCAUCGCUUGUGCUACGUUUCGUCAAGGGACAAUUCCAUGAAUACCAAGAGAGUACGAUAGGCGCUGCUUUUCUAACACAAACCAUCUGCAUAGAGGAUACGGUGGUCAAAUUUGAAAUAUGGGAUACAGCCGGACAAGAGCGAUACCACAGCUUAGCUCCUAUGUACUACCGUGGUGCACAGGCUGCCAUUGUAGUGUACGAUAUACAAAAUCAAGACAGUUUUCAGCGUGCAAAGACCUGGGUCAAGGAACUGCAUAAACAGGCAUCGCCGAAUAUCGUUAUUGCCCUGGCUGGCAAUAAAGCGGAUUUAUCAAAUAUUCGUGUUGUAGAAUACGAAGAAGCAAAGCAAUAUGCCGAAGAGAACGGAUUACUCUUCAUGGAAACAUCGGCAAAAACGGGAAUGAAUGUUAAUGAUAUCUUUUUAGCAAUUGCUAAGAAAUUACCUAAAAACGACGGAGCAAAUAAUCAAGGCGCUCCCGCUGGUAGAAGGCUGAAUGAUAAUGAAAAUACCCGACAAACAACCAAUUGCUGCAAGUGAUGUCCUUUUGUAGAAAAUGAAAUUUCCAACGAGAGAUUUGAAAAAAUUAUGCUGAUAAUUAUAAAUAAAAAAAUAAAUAUUUAAAUUACAAUUUAAAAACCAGAAAUAGAAAGCAGAAACAAAAAUACGGAUGAUAAUGAUGAUGAUGAUGAUGUUGAGUGGGAAAGCAACCAAUAAUAAUAUAAAAUAUAAAAUUUAAAUUAUGAAAAAUUAUGAUAAGGAUGGUAAUGCUAUGAAAAUAGAUUAAAAUAAAGUCACAUUAAAAAUCGAUAACAGAAAGAAAGUAAAAACAUAAAACAGAAAACAAACAAACGCUCCCUUUUCAGCUCCCUCGUCACCAAAAUCAGCAGCAAUACUCGAGCAGCAAUGUACUACUACUUUCUAAUACAGCUGCCUAAAUAUAUAAUCUGUUAACACACCCAGAUUUCACUUUGCUCCCGCAUCCACAUCAACAUUUUACGUUUGCGUUUGUUCACUCCUCGAAAAAGAACACAAAAAAGUAAAAUCCGCAAAUUCAGUAAACAAAUUAAUAAUCUAUACUAAAUGAAAGUUCAAACGUAAACUUUUUCAAAAAUAAAAUAGUAAACAAUAAAAUACAAAAAUACAUUUAAAAUAUGCAUUGCAUUGUGUAGUUUAAUGAGUAAUGACUAUUACAAAGGUUGUUGGAAUUUUGCGCUGAUCGCAUUCGCCACAACAAUAGAAAUUCCAAGCAACAGCUAUUAACAUACAAACAUACAUAUAAUAUUCUUUUGCGAUGUGACCGUCUGAAAUUGCAGUGAUUGUUUCUAUGGGCUCAACUGUUCACCAUAAACAUGUACAUACAAACAUGCUUGUUGCAAGCACUUAGUUGGUUGUUUGCUCGUCUCGUCGCUGCGUCGCUAGGUCGGUGUAAAAAUGGUAGCAUUUUUGUUUUUCGUUAGUUUUUUGGCUAAGUCAAUUUAUCAAUGUGUCAAGCAAAUCUCUUAUUAGCAAUUCCAAAUUGAAAUUCACUUUCGGUUAGUGUAUAUUCACAAGAACAUUUACUAUUAGAACGCAACGUUUGUGUGAUGAUGAUCAUAAUGAUGACGAUGAUGAUGAUGAUGUUGAUGAGGACGAAAGUAUGCUGUUUAUAAUAAAUAAAGUAUUUGAGUUAUAAAUUUCUCA
Rhagoletis pomonella (apple maggot) is the source of this 2336-nucleotide messenger RNA. It is a transcript of the gene Rab5, whose product is annotated as ras-related protein Rab-5B. The transcript is spliced from 6 exons. Gene Ontology annotation, molecular function: GTPase activity; GTP binding. NCBI's taxonomy places the organism in Eukaryota, Metazoa, Arthropoda, Insecta, Diptera, Tephritidae. Bases 528 to 1193 code for a protein of 221 amino acids. The record is from RefSeq and is a predicted model, not a curated record.